GUAAACUGUGCAGUUAGUUUUUAUUUUUGUCUAUAUUUAAUGCUCCAUGCAUGCGACUAAAGAUUCGAUGUGACGGAGAAUCUUGAAAAUUUUUGCGAACUAAACAAGACCUCACCCAAAAACUGGGAUUAAUAACUCUAAAAAUCACGACUACAAUUUAAAUCUUGUAUAAGGUGAUUAUACUAGUGGUACAUAUAUGAACAGGCCAUAGAAACACUCGAAUAUUGUUUUCCUCCACCGCAUAUAUACAUGCUACUACAUAAGAACACAAAAGAGUAAGAGAAACUUCAGGUGUGCCUAGCUAGUAGAAUCCAACAUCCGGAUCUGACAUAUGUGUUAACCUGAUCAAUGCAAGUCCUAACCGACAGUUGAGGCCCUCGUUUCUUCUGAAUUAUAAGAUGUUUUUAUUUUUCUAGAUAUAUUAUUUUUAUUAUAUAUUUGGAUAUGAUGUAUAUCUAAGCGUAUAAUAUAUCUCUCUUGUAAUUUAGAAUACAGGGGUUUUGACAUCAAAGAAUAAGCUUUACCCACUGACAGAUGCCUGUUACUCUAUACUAAUUUAUACUUCAAUUCAUAGUUUAUACUAAUAUAUAAUCGACAGACUUGCACUGUCUGAAAUGGAACAGAUAAAGAUUAACUGCAUGGUAGGAGCAGUUAGUAGAGUAUGUUCACAGAGUAGAGUACAGUAGCAGCAUUACUCCAAUGAGCCACUGCACGUGAAUUGCCUAACUGAAGUGCCCUCGAAUGAUGAGAUUCGUAGCGAGAAAUCCGGGGCUCAAGGAUGUGUAGGGCCUGCAGCAUCAUCUGCUCCAGAACACCACGCCGAGACCUUUAUUCUCAGUUUCACUUUGGCCAUUGCCUUUACCAUUCAGCGUACGUCAGGACUCGAGAUGCUCCUUUCCUUCCUACACCUAUUCUUUUUUUCACCUAAAAAGCAUCACAGUCACAGAACCUCCAUUAACCCCUCGGGACUGGACCGAAUCAUCUGCUUUGGUACUAAUCUGAUCGUGAGCUUUACGACCGUGAAGGACGCAAGCCCAUCUCAAGCGAAAUGAUCUGCUGUUUUUACAUGUUGUUGCGGCAUGCGUGGUCACAUGAGGUUUCAGAGUUCCCAAGAAAGAGAAGCUCUGUGUGAUGCCAGUGACAUCAUGCCGCGUGCGCCAACUGUUCCGAGAGCGACGGCACGGGACCGCCAUUGCCUUUGCCCAUCUACUCUCGUGUCCUUUUACCUCCACAGGAAUCUCUGUCCUUCCGUAAUGUAAUGUGUAGAAGAAAAAAAAAUUGUCGCUGUGAAUUUCUUACUUACUCGCUGUCGAUGGUUUUUCCUGCGCCGCAGCUGGGUGGGAGGAGCAACGCCACGUCGUCGGCGUCGGCGAAGGCGAAGCAGGAGCAGCGCGAUGACUGCCACCUCAUGGGCCUGACGUGGCUGCUGAAUCGGAACGCCACGCGGCACCGCGAGGCGGCCACGGCGGUCAUCCAGGCGCUCAUGGCUGCAGACGAGGCCGGCGCGGGCCACCAGCCCACCUGCUCGCUCCCCGCCGGCGAUGAGCUGCCUGUGGCCGUCGGCUCCUCGCAGAUUAACGCCGCCACGUCCGCAUCGAUGUCUUCCGCCGUUGGCAGCCUGCUUCUGGUCUUGCUUGGUGCUGCCGUCGUCUUCUUGUCCUGCUGUUUCUGAUGAAAUAUGGUUGCAGAUCGAUAUGUGUCGCAUGGCAUGGUCUCUUCGUUACUACUAGUACUUUUUUAGUUCUUUUUUUCGCAGUAGUUCGGACAAGAUUUAGAGUUAAGAUGUGGGGUGGACCUCGUUAUGCUGUAAUUAUAUGUUUUAUCCUUCACCUAAUUAUGGUGGCAUGAAUGAAUCUCACGUAGAUUCUAUCUUAAACGGGAUACAUAAAAUUCGAUCG
Molecule: messenger RNA, 1898 nt
Organism: Sorghum bicolor (sorghum)
Lineage: Eukaryota; Viridiplantae; Streptophyta; Magnoliopsida; Poales; Poaceae
Exons: 1
Coding region: 1259-1672 (137 amino acids)
Source: RefSeq, a predicted model, not a curated record